Molecule: messenger RNA, 6484 nt
Organism: Chlamydomonas reinhardtii
Lineage: Eukaryota; Viridiplantae; Chlorophyta; Chlorophyceae; Chlamydomonadales; Chlamydomonadaceae
Exons: 5
Coding region: 303-5972 (1889 amino acids)
Source: RefSeq, a predicted model, not a curated record
AAACCUAGUCGCGUGUACGCGAGACUGGCCAUUCGCAUAGGACUUCAAACCUCGCAGCUUAGCGCGCGCACUUGGGCAUGAGUCUCUAGCCGCCUGCAACCUGAGGGUGGAAACACCAUAAGUAGUGGCUAGCGUCAGUAUCAAACGCAACCUCUGUCAGGACUGCGCGCAGGCGAAGAACUCGGUAUACUUCGCGCGGGCAUCGGGGGCCCCCGGAGCCUGGGGCCCCGUCUGGGGCACCGCGCCUGAGCACGUCGGACCAUAUCUUUGUGACUACGAGGUCUCUGCCAAGCAGUAUUAACAUGGAAACUGGAGCUGCAGCCGCCUGCGCUCCCGGCGAGCAGAGAGAACUCCGAGAUGGCCCCCCUGUUGCCGAUGGCCCUGCGGGGCAGCCCGGGCUCAGCGCGCCCGCUCUUGGCAGCCAUGCGAGCGAUGACCUCGACAUGAGCCCAGUACCAAGCAUCGGCCAUGCUGCGACUGAUGCAGCGGGCGCGUCGCAACGGGCGGCCCUGGCCUCCCCCAGCCUGGCCGGCUGGCCCCCUCGCUCGGUGGACGCAGAGCUCGCGCCAGGCUCGGACUCCUCGGCAGCGACCGGGCAAGGCCCCCAAUCCGCCGGUCCCCGGCCCGAACCGCCCAGCUCUAAGCAUGCUGCUGCUUCUGUCGCUGCUUCUGUCACGGCUGCUCGUGCGGCUGCUGGCGACGCUGCUGGUGCGCCUGCAGGCGAGGGCGUUUCGGGGCACGCCAACGAGCCCGGGAUGAGCAGGGCUGCAAACGAUCCACGGGCUGCAGCUGCAGUCGCCGUGGGGUUGGAGAGGUACCCGGGUACGGCAGCGGCGGUCUGCGCCGCGGCCGUGGCAGGGGCACCGAUAGCUGCGAGCACAGAUCGGUUGCAGGAGGCGCCCCUCGGCGUUGGCGGGAGAGCGGCUGCGGCUGCGCCUGCGGCUGCAGCAGCUGCUGGUGGAGGGCGGCUGGGACAGCCGCCGCACACGUCUACCGCGGAGCUGGGCGCAGCAGCGGCGGACGGUUCUUACGCGGCUGCAGUGGCAACAGCAGCAGCAGCAGCAGCAGCAGCAGCAGCAGCAGCAGCAGCAGCAGGGCCAGCGGUAGCUGCGGCAUCCGAGGGCGGGCCAGCAGGAGUGUUUGCGAAGCCAGCAGCAGCAACGGCCACAUGCGGGCUCGCCGUCCAGGACGACGCGGAUAUGCAGGACGCGCCCACAGCCGCAGCUGAUUCGGCGGCAGCUGCAGUGACGGCUGGCGUGCCGGCGUCGGCACCUGCACCUGCACCUGCACUUGCGGCCCCAUCUCGCGCCCAGGCGGACACCACAGCGGACGCCGCGGCCGGCCCCGCUGCCACUGCCGCCGCAACCGCCGACACAGCCGACGGCGAGGCCGACGGCGGCGAGGGGCGGCCGAGCAAGCGGCGGCGCCGGCACGGCUCCACUACUAACGCCCUCAUUAAGGAACUAAAGGGCCUGCUGGACUCCAGCUUGCUCGACAAGCCGACGGCACGGCCGCGAGCGCUGCCGCGCGCCACCUCCCUGGGCAGCCCCGGCGGCGGCCUGCCGCCAGCCGUGGCGGCGUGGGCAAGUGGCGCGGCUGACGCGGGAUCGGCAGAGGCGGCGAGCCCGGAGGCUGCGGCAGCGAAGGCCGGAAGCAAGAGGAAGGCGGCGGCGGCCCCCGGCGGCGGCGGCUCGCCAGAGCCGCUUGACAGCGAGGCGGCGGCGGUUCUGGCGGCGGCGGUGGCGGCGACGGGCGUGGCGGGCGACGGCGGCGGCGGUGCCAAGCGGCAGACGCGCAGCAGUUCCGCCACGGCCCGUAGAUCGGCCAGCGCUGACAUGGCGGUGGCGGCGGCGGCGGCGAAAGGAGCCAAAGCGGCGGCGGCGGGCAGCGCCGGGGCUGGUAAGGCGGCGGUGGCGGCGCCGCGGGACCGUGGAAAGGACGCCAGCAGCGGCAAGACCGGCAAGGCUGGCGCCGCCAACGCCACUGCCGCGGCGGCGGCGGCAGCAGCAGGUGCCAGCAAGGGCCACAAAGCCAGCAAGCCGGCGGCGCGUGGCGCCGAGCCCGCAGCAGCCGCGGCGGCGGCCGCCGGAGCUGGCGGCACCGGAUUUGCCGGCGGCGUCCCUGGCAUCACGCCCGCGGCCGCGGCGGCGGCGGCGGCGGCCGCCGCCGCCGGUCGCAUCAGCCUUGCCGGCCUGGGCUGCGGCUUGCCUGACUACUCCUACUACCCGUUGCGAGGCAGCAACAUCAUGUCGUUCUACCCGGGAUCGAUCGUGGUGGCUCAUGUGGGUCGGCUGCCGCCGCUGCAGGGGUCCGGCCUGACGUCCGUCGUGCCGGGCGUGGCGGUGGUGCCGCCGGCACCGCUCCGCCGCCAGGUCGCCGCCGUGCCGCCGCCGGCGGCGCCGCCGCCGCGCACUGCGCCGAUCUACUUCCCGGGCCGGCGGCAUGGCGGCAGCGGCGGCGGCAGCGGCACCGGCCGCGCUGGCGGCGGCGACGCAAGCGGGUGUGGCAAGGCGGUGGGGAUGGGGAUGGCGACGCGGCUUGCAUUCGAGCCGUCGGCGCAGCCUGCUGAGGCCACGACUGCAGAGGUGGUGAAGGCCGCGAGUGAGGGUGCGGCGGAAGCGCAUGAUGGCGGCAGCAAUGGCGGCAGCGGCCUCGUGUUUGGCUACAUCCAACCGCCGCCGCUGGCCGCUGCCGCUGCAGGCGCCGCCAUCGCACUAGCAGCCGAGAGCUCACAACCGGGUGACACUGACGGCGACCAUGACCAUUUUGUGUACGACGGCGAUGACAGCGAUGAUGAUGGCGGCGGCAUCUUUGCGUCUGAUGGUGGCGGCGGCGGUGGCGGCGGCUACUGCCGGCGGCUAUUGUACGGCCUCGCAAAAGGCGGCGGCUGUGGCAGAGAAGGCGGCGGGAAGGAGGCGGCGGGAGGUGGCGGCAGGGAAGGCGGCGGCAAGGAGGCCGGCGGCAAGGGCGGUGCUGGUAAGGACGCUGCCCGGGGCUCCAGGGACGGCGGCAAAGGCGGCGGCGGCAGCAAGGGGGCGGCGGCGGCGGGCAAGGAGGAGGGUAGAGGAGCGGCCAAAGCGGGCAGCAGCAAGCCUAAGGCGGCAGGCGAGGCGGCGGCGGACGCGGCCGCAGCGGGCGACAGCAUCCGCGGCGCGGCGCUGAGCACUGUGGGCUGCUCGCAGGUGGUGCCCUCCUGCGCCUUCUCACGCAAGCUGGGGGCGCCGCGGCUGUACUGGGGCCCGCUGUUCCAGUGCCCCAACCCGCCCGCGCCGGCACCCGGUGAGCUGGCGGCGCGGCGUGCGGCCGGCCCAUCCGCCGCCGAGCUUGCUCGCAUGGGCGUGUGCGUGCACGAGGCCCAACCGCUGGACGAGGCGGCGGCGGCGGUGGCGGCGGCGGCGGCGGACGCCACCGCCGCCAGUGUACGGCAGGCGCAUGCAGAUCUGUGGGAGCGGCACUGGAGCAAGCCGCCGCCGCCGCCGCCCUCGGCGGCGGCUGGAGCGGCGGCGGCAGCGGCGGCGGGUGGACAGAAGGGCGAGGGCGGCGGUGGCGGCGGUAGCGGCGGCGGCCGCGGGAGCAGCAGGCCUGCUGGUGCGGCGCGGCCGCCGGCCGCCAGCGGCUCCUUGAGGACCACGAGGGCGCGCAGCGCAGCACGUGACGCCGGUGGCGGCGGCGGCGGCGGCGGCGGCGGCGGCGGCGGCGGGGCUGGCGCGGGCGGCGAGCGUGAGGGCAGCGGUGGUGGCUGUGGCGGCGGCGGCAGCAAGUCGGUCAGCCCUGGCGGCAGCGGCAGUGCAUCUCCUGUCGCCGCGCGGGCCGACGCUGACGCCGAGGAUUGUGCUAAUGUCGACGUUGAUGUAAAAGUUAGUGCCGACAGCAACGGCGGCGCAACAGCAGCAGCUGUAGCAGUAGCUAAGGCGGCGGGGGCUGGCGAGGUUAAGGCUGCUGCCACCAAAGCUGCCGCUGAAGCCGCCAUGGACUCGGCAGCAGCGCCGGAGCCGGAGGUCAAGCUUGAGGCGUCAGGGCCGAAGCCAAAGCCGGAGCCGCAACCAAAGCCAGAGCCGCAACCAAGGCCUGAGCCGCAAUCAAAAUCGGAGCCGGAGCCUCAACUCAUGGAGGUGGAUGCGGGCGCGGUUGUAGAAGCUGCUGAGCGGCAGGAGACAGAGGUGGCUGUGGAGGUCAAGGAGGAGGCGGAGGGCAAGGCGUUGUCGGCAGCGGCAGCAGUCGUGCAGGCGGCGGAGGCACCGGGCGCGGCGGAGGCAGCUGCACAGGAGGUGGAGGUGGAGGCGGAGGCAGCUGCUGAGCCUGUUGACGCACAGCCUGCGCCUCAGCCGAUGGAAACAGACGCAACUGCUCCUGAAAAUGCCGGUGCCGACGCCGACGCCGGCGCAGCCGCGACCGCCACUGCUGCCGCUGCCGCGACCGCCACCGCGGUUGCGGCCGAUGCUGAUGUGCGCAUGGAGGAUGCUGCUGAGGAGGGCGGCGCGGCAGCGGCAUGUGACGCUGAGGCCACCACCGCCGCUGCCUUGGUCGGGGCGGCGGAGGCAAAGGUGCCGCCGGAGGCGCCAGAGGAUGCGCCGGAAGCUAAGGCGGCAGCGGCGGAGGCUAAGCGGGAGGAGGGGGCGGAGCCGGCAGCGCGGGCUGCGGCUGCUGGUGAUGCGGAGCCGGCCGCGGGGGCUGCGGCUGCUGGUGAUGCGGCGCCGCAGCCGGAGGGUCAGGAGCAGGCAGCGGGGCGGCAGGCGGAGCAGAGCGCGGCGGCGGACACGGGCGCGGGGGAGGAGAGCCGAGCUGCGGACGCGGAAGAGGAGGCAGAGCUUACGCUUGCGGAGGAGGCGGCGGCGGAAGCUGCUGCAGCUCUGAGCAAACCAGAGCCGGCGCCGGAGCGGCCGCAGCGGCCACAGCGGCUGCGGCGGCCACGGCAAGAGCCAGGGACGGCCGGCGGCAGCGGCGGCGGCUCCCGGCCAAAGGAGCGCACGCCCGCGGCUGGCAGGGAAUCGCGCCAGGAAUCCGGUUCGGAUCCAGGAUCAAAGUCCGAAUCCGAGUCCGGAUCUGGGUCCGGAUCGGAGGAGGAAGAUGAGGUGGAGCUGCGUUCUUCGGAGCGGCGGCGCUCGCGGAGGCUGGAGAAGGACAGCAUUGCCGCACUGGCCCUGGCGGCGCUGGAGGCGGAGGCGGCGGAGGCGCGGCGGAGGCUGGCGGACGCAGCGGAGGACGCCGCUGACGCCGCAAGCAAGCUGUUCCCAUGGGACCUGGACAUUGCAGUCGAGACGCGUACGCAGCUGGCGGCGAUUGCGGCGGCGGCGGCGGCUGGUGGUGAAGGAGAUGGAGGCGGAAGUGGAGAUGGAGGUGGCGGCGGCGGCGUGAUGGCGGCGCGGCAGGCGGCAGUGUGGCGGACGCUGGGAGUGCUGGACGCCCGACUGGGCGACAUGACUGCGGUGCUGGGUGUGGACGCCAUGGGCUGCCGCGUGCGGCGCUGCUGGGGCGGCGAGGCGGAGGCGGCGUUCGCGGCGCGCAUGCAGCAGCGCGACCGCAACCUGGACCAGCUGCUGAGAGAUUCAAACGGCGGCGCGCUGCAGUACGGCCGCGGCGAGAUCGUGUCGUACUACUACAACGUGUGGAAGACACGUGCCACUGCGGAGGCCGACCGUUGGCACGAGGACCGCAUUGCGGCCGCCAACCGCUCCCGGUCGCCCUCGCCCGCGCCGCCGCCCAACGGCAAAAACGGUGGCGGCAGUGGGGAAAGCGGCAAGAAUGGCAGCAGCGGCAAGGGCACCGGAAAGGAGGGGGGUAAAAGGAGUAGUGCGCCGACGCCGGCGCCGCAGGGCGGUGGUAAGGAGGGCGGCGCCGGCGGCAGUGCCGGAAAGGAGGGCGGCAAGUCGAAGGCGAAGGAGGCUGGGCGCAAGGAUAAGGAGAAGGAGAAAGAAAAGGAGAAGAAGGUUGCAGGCAAGGAGGGAGGCAGCAAGGACCGGAAGAAGCGGUGAGGUGGGAGAGGUGAGUGCUUCGCAUAUGGCGACGAUGGCGGCUGUGUUCGCGGAGGUGGUGCAUUGUGAGGAGUCAGUGCAGGCAGGUGUAGGUAUCAAGCCAGGUUUUUUACAGGCAUUUCGACGGAAGGAAAAUUCAGGCGGAGCGAGAAGUGCCGAUCUGGCCAGGCAAGCGGUUUUGUAUGCAUGCGCGCGCAAAAGGGGAUCAGACAUUCAGAGUGGUGGCACCAAAGUGUGGGGUUGCUAGGGUUUGUGCUCAGUGCAGGUGUGCGGGCGUAGGAGGUGUUGUAGAGUAGACUCGCAGUCUGCACUCUGCAGGCAGGCAAUGGCGGGGAGCGAAGGCAGGUGUGCGUUAGGACCGGGGCACAGCGGUGCGAUGGGUAUUGCGAGCUUGCAGCAGAGCAGGUGUGGGCGCGCGCGAGUGCAGCGAGUGAUGUGUAGAAUGAGUCCGCAACCCUGCGGGGGUGGGCUGUAGACAGGGCUGUAGAGCCUGGUUGUAAACGGCGCAGGGA